Molecule: messenger RNA, 3123 nt
Organism: Magallana angulata
Lineage: Eukaryota; Metazoa; Mollusca; Bivalvia; Ostreida; Ostreidae
Product: protocadherin Fat 1-like
Exons: 17
Coding region: 275-3010 (911 amino acids)
Biological process (GO): homophilic cell-cell adhesion
Cellular component (GO): membrane
Molecular function (GO): calcium ion binding
Source: RefSeq, a predicted model, not a curated record
CAACCAAUGCUCGGAAGUUAGAAUGUCAACAAUGUUAUGAAUGGUGAGCAUUUCAGAUGAAAGCAAACACAGACGAAUAAGUCCGACUUGUGAAGAAAAGAGGACUGAAAAUGAAUUCUGUAACCUAUUCGUCACGGCAAUUACAACCAGGCAUGAAACCGUCGACUAUUUGUGGCGCUUACUCCAAUAUGUGAUGACUUAUAGAAAGUGAUAUCAUGUGAAUUAGGAAAAAAAACUGGAUAUACAGUGUAUAUAAUUCUGUUGUACCCGAUAAAUGGUACAUUGUUUUCUUCUACCUUUCCAGGGACUGACGAUGUAUAAAACGACUUUUGUUGUUCUUAUUCUUACAUGGAAUAUCAAUGAAAUAGUGGGCCAGUGUGUUGCUGGAACCAACAGUGCCGGAAAAAACCCUACCGUGGCCACGACAGACGACGGCACAGCGAGGACGUUCAUCUUUAAUUCCAUUGAUAACGACUACCAGAUUGACUGCUGUGGCUUCGUUGCCUCCUGGGAGUUCUAUGUGGGAACCGCCACGGGAACGUUGUAUGCUCAGGUGUGGCGACUGUCUGGGACAGACUGGGAACUGGUGGGCCAGAACGCAAUCACAGUCACCACGGGAGACCAAAAUGCACUUAAAACCGAGCCAAUUGAUGCCUCACAACAAAUUCCUGUCAAAAUAGGCGAUUUUAUUGGAUUUAAGUCGACUGCCGCCACUAUACCGAUGUACCACCGGACCAACAUGGGGACAGGGAGCGACAAUGAGAACAUCCAAUUCUCAGACUCGGCCAUCACUACUCCCGGAUCCACCGACACAUCAUUCAUACAAUACGGUGUCACUAACAUUGAGUUUAGCUUGAAGGCCAACCUAGCACCGGGUAACGUACCUACAUUCGGGGCAUCACCAACGAGCAGCUCCGUGACAGACGACACCGCCGUGGGGACCCCGAUUGCCACGGUAACCGCUACAGACGCCGACACCCUGGAUACACUAACCACCCAAUGGACGGCGACCUCGCCCGCCGGUAACUCAGGAGUGUUCAACUACGACAGUGUUACAGGUGCUUUAACGACCACAAACCAACUUCCUAUUGGAACAACAGAUUUGACCUUCACCUCAACAGACAACUGUGGGAAUACCGUCACACACGUUUAUUCUCUUACCGUAACAAACUACCCUCCCGUUUUCCAAAACCUCCCCGAUACAACGUCUAUCAGCGAAGACAUUGCAGUAGAGACUCAGCUUAAAGUCCUGACGGUUACUGACGCCUCAUUGGCUGACACAGUCACGUGUUUGGUCAACAACAUCAACCCCACGACCACAGACCUCUAUCUCCGAUAUGCCCCUGGAACAUCAGAUUAUGCCGUUUAUUUGAAAGGAGACAAUUCUUUGAACUACGACACACAGCGCCAGUAUGUUAUAACGAUCGACUGCACAGACACCAAAGUAACUGUUCAGGAAACCUACACAGUGUACGUUCUGAGGAACCAGCAGCCGACAAUAACUAAUCUACCCGCCGGUUCCAACUCCAUAGAAAUUGCUGGAUCCACCACACCAAUUGGUACCAACAUAUUCACCGUGACCUCGACUGACCCGGAAAAUGACCAGCUUCAUUACAAUAUGACCUGUAUUCCAGCAUGUCCUUUUAAGAUACACGACUCCGGGAACAUACAGGUGGACAGCAGUUUGGCUGGUCUGACGUCAACAGCGUACGACCUGUUUGUCUACGUCUAUGACGGCAGCACGCUAGUCGGGCCCAGGAGUCUGACCGUCAAAAUAUCAGAUAUCAACACGGCUCCAAACAUCACAAACCUACCCUCGGGGAUAGUCGUGCCAGAAAACAGUGCCCCCUCCACCACAUUGUACACCCUGGAGAAGACGGACGUCAACAGUCUGGACACGCACACGUGGACCUACUCCAUCAGCUCGGGGGGCUCCGUCUACUUCGCCGUGGAUAGCUCUGGUAUUGUGAAGACAACUUCCACUCCAAUCAAUUACGAGACCAUCACCCCCAAGACAUUCUACGUGACGGCCUAUGUAUCUGACGGGCAGGCGUCGGCGAGUGGGACGCUCACUAUUGACGUGUCUAAUGUAAACGAGGCGCCAUCUUUCUCAAAGACGACGUACUCCGUCACCGGAAACGAGGGAGCGGCUGGGGCCACUAUCGGGACGCCGGCGUUUGUCGUCACCGAUCCGGAAGGAGACACCUUAACGUAUUCACUGGCCUGCCCAGAAUUCACACUGACUUCCGGGGUUUUGACGUUCACCAGUGACUACGAUGUUGACGCAGGCCUCGCUACCACUGUAUCCUGUGGUGUGACGGUGUCCGACGGAAGUCUGACCGACACGGCUACUCUCGUGGUCAACAUAAACAACAUCAACGAUAACACCCCAACCUUCUUCAGAAGCACCUACUCGUUUUACGUCACUUACGACUCCACUGUUGGUACAGUCAUAGCUGAUAUUCCUGCGACAGAUGGGGAUAUAGGCACUUUCGGUGAGAUUACGUAUUCCAUCGACCAAACUUCAACCGGGGGAACAUACUUCAGAAUGAACUCUGACGGGGGUUUGUACGUGGCGUCAGAUUUAUCCACUUUCAGUGCUGGGACCACAAAAGACAUCAUUAUAACCGCCACUGAUGGCGGCGGCCUAACGGACACCACCACAGUUACCAUAGUGAUCCCAGGCGUCACCACUACCACCGUCUCCACAACCACCGACAGGUACAUGACUUUUUUCGAGGACACUCGGAAUGUGGCGUGGUUUGUGGCGUGUAUGGCUCUCCUCGUGGGACUUUUAAUACUGAUCUCGGUCUUUAUUGUUCGAUAUGGAGACUUCUCUUGGAUGAAAAGAUUGUGUGAUGAAAUAUCCAGAAAGUGCAGAAGGAAGCGCCGAUUUAAAAUAAGAAGAGAACCAACAGAAAUAUCUUACGUAGAACCAUCACGUGUGCGUACACCGGCGUCGUUAACUACCUGGGAUGCAUGGAAAUCGAACGAUCACACCUUUAAUUGAACAGAAAUCGAAUAUUAAGACCUUAAUGUUUUUGUUAUUGUUUACGUAUUGUUAUGAAGAAUAUGAAUGUACAAAGAUUUAUAUAAUAAAUGUUAGGUUUUUUGUUGCAUAAA